UAUGGAAAAGAAAGGAUAGAAAUUUAGGGCGGAAGCGUGGAAGGCGACCCGAAAUCUAGCGCAGCAGUAUUUUAAUUUCCGUGAUUUUCAUCUUCUAGGUUGAAUUAGCGGAGACACGAAAAUAUAGCGAGAAAGAGAAAAAGAAGUGCAGGAGCCCACUGUUUUUGAGAGAAAGAAAACGUAAGGAAACAUGCAACACGAAAUGAACAAACCCCUAAACUAGAAAGAUAUUUUUUGCCUCCCCCACCCUCCAAAAGAUAGCACCUUUAGGGUUUUUUGCCUCUCCCUUCUCAUGCCAUCUCGCCGUAUCAGUUUUGCGUACCCAUGUGGGUUUCCGUCUCAUGCAAAGCUUUGAUUUGGUUUUCUGUCUGAUGCUGACGAAAAUUGUGGGAAUUUCAUUGUAUAUUUGUCCACAAGAAACGAGAAUAUCGGUUUGAAUACAGGAGUUUGAACAAGACGCCUGCAGUUCGUUUUGAAUUUGAGGAAUUCGAGGAGAGAAAGAGGGGAUAAAUCUUUUCUAAAUUUGAAUUUGUUUAGGUUUCUGAGUAUGACUACAUCCUGGGCUGAUUCUGUUUCCGCGGCAGAAAACGCCACCCCUGCUCCAUCCAAGGGAACCUAUGUACCACCACACCUGAGAAACAGGCCGCAGCCUUCAUCAGAACCUACUAAACCUGCAACAGCUUCCUAUUCCAAUCCUGGUGCAACAGGGAAUGAGCGAGCUCAUUAUGGGGCGCCCGGCGGUGGUAGUCGUUGGAAUGGUCCUAGAAAUGAGUCACGCUUCGGCUAUGGUGGGGGUGGGGGUGGUUGGAAUGCGAGAACUGGUGGUUGGGAUCGUGCUGGUCAACGGGAGUCAAACCCAUUCGGAGAUGAUGUGGAUCAACCUUUUGAUGAACAAGAGAGUUCGAGCAUUAAUUUCGAUGCAUACGAAGAUAUUCCUGUUGAGACGAGUGGGGACCAUGUGCCUCCUCCGGUGAAUACGUUUGCAGAAAUUGAUUUAGGGGAAGCUGUAAACAGUAACAUUAGGAGGUGUAAGUAUGUGAAGCCUACGCCUGUUCAACGUCAUGCUAUCCCAAUUGUACUCUCCGGAAGGGACUUGAUGGCAUGUGCUCAGACCGGUUCAGGAAAAACGGCUGCUUUUUGCUUCCCAAUCAUUAGUGGAAUCAUGAGGGGUCAGUUUUUAAGGCCACCAAGGCCACGCAUGGCGUUACCUCUUGCUCUUAUUCUUUCUCCAACCAGGGAGCUCUCCUGCCAAAUUCAUGAAGAAGCCAGGAAAUUUUCAUACCAAACUGGAGUCAGGGUGGUUGUUGCAUAUGGUGGCGCACCCAUAGGCCAACAGCUGCGGGAACUGGAGAGGGGCGUGGAUAUACUUGUAGCAACCCCUGGUAGAUUAGUGGACUUGCUGGAGAGGGCAAGAGUGUCGUUAGAGAUGAUCAGGUACCUGGCUUUAGAUGAAGCAGAUCGGAUGCUGGACAUGGGUUUUGAACCCCAAAUAAGGAAAAUUGUGCAAGAGGCUGAUAUGCCCCCACCUGGUGUAAGGCAGACAAUGCUCUUCAGUGCUACCUUCCCGAAAGAGAUUCAGAAAUUGGCAGUAGAUUUUCUAUCAGAUUACAUCUUUUUGGCUGUUGGGAGGGUUGGAUCAAGUACUGAUCUGAUUGUGCAAAGAGUUGAAUAUGUUCAAGAAACUGACAAGAGAAGCCAUUUAAUGGAUCUCCUCCUUGCACAAAUGGCAGAUGGCAAGCAAUGUCUUACCCUUGUUUUUGUGGAGACGAAGAAAGGAGCCGAUUCUCUAGAACAUUGGCUUUCUAUUAACGGUUUCCCUGCCACAGCUAUACAUGGCGAUAGGACACAACAGGAAAGAGAACAGGCUCUGAGAGCUUUCAAAAGUGGUAGGACGCCGAUUCUGGUUGCAACUGAUGUGGCGGCACGUGGUCUUGACAUUCCUCAUGUCGCGCAUGUCGUCAAUUUUGACCUCCCAAAUGAUAUUGAUGAUUAUGUCCACCGCAUAGGAAGAACCGGGCGUGCUGGGAAAACUGGUUUGGCCACUGCUUUCUUCAAUGAGGGAAAUUCUUCCAUUGCAAGGUCAUUGUCUGAUCUAAUGCAAGAGGCUAAUCAAGAAGUCCCUGCUUGGCUUUCCCGCUUUGCUGCCAGAUCAUCCUCACAUGGUGGCAAGAACCGCAGGGGCAGUGGCGGCCGCUUUGGUGGCCGUGAUUUUAGGAAAGAGACGUCUUACAGUAGGGGCAGUUCAGACUUUUAUCCAGGCAGCAAUAUGGGGGGUGGUUAUGGCUCGUUUGGCGGCGGGUAUAAUAGUGCCUCAUAUGGUGCUGGUGUGGCUAGUGCUUGGGAUUAACAAAUUCAAAUUUGUCUGAUUUAGCAACCCGAGUUUUAGGUACUGCUAGAAACCAGUUCCUCGAUGUGGGUCCGGCAGGGAGGGAACCUCCGUGGUGGGGUACGCCAGUAGUAUAUAAUUAGAUAUGUGUGGUGCUUUUAUUUUAUUUUUCUUUAUUUUGUCAGGUUGAAGAUAUCUUGGCUUUGUACUCUGAAGUUUUGAUGGAUGGAGGUGUGAGGGAG
Molecule: messenger RNA, 2568 nt
Organism: Cuscuta epithymum
Lineage: Eukaryota; Viridiplantae; Streptophyta; Magnoliopsida; Solanales; Convolvulaceae
Source: the annotation of a GenBank genome assembly